UCCCUAAAUUCACAAUGGUUCAUAUCAAAUGAAAAAUGUGAUGUUGGCCACGAUUGGACACACCGACUGUGAUUGGCAAGUGAAGUAUCCACGUUGACCGGACAACGGGAUGUCAACAAUGAUUGGGAACCAAGUUCAGCCAACCUUAUAGCUGCCUUGCUACCUCUUCGACCCGCAAUCCUCUUCCUAUUUCACCCAACCAAAUCACAGAAUUGAAUAUUAUAUGUAUUCGGAACUGCACAUCUAGUACGUUUUACACAUAAUGCCAACACAACACUUCAAGGUCCCCAAAACAAAUCUAACAAACCAGUAAAAGCCCCAGUGGUUUCUUUUUGUUUUUGGUUUUAUUUCCUUAAGCGACCACAAACUUCAUUUGAUGACAAUUGGUUGGUUCGUCUAACAUUUUCCUUCCUUUCCUUUUCUAAUGCCUCGAAUUAAACUCGAUUACGAUUUCGAAAUUUACAUUGACCGUUCUUGUCUAAACACUCCAAUGGAUGAAAAGCUUACCGAACCACAGACACCAGACACAUCAUCAAACCCCAAGACCUCGACUUCCACAGAGGACAUUGAAUCAACUACCCCAGAUACCAAGGGAGGUGACGAAGGAAACAUGUCGCAACACAUGGAUCCAGAGUCGGAGGUGCGCCAGAGUGUAGAGAGCGACGUGGAGGAAAGCAAUGCCUCUGAUCAAGGUGAUGACCAUGGCGACGACAUUGAAGAUGACGGAGACGAGUCUGUAUAUAGUGAUCAAGAAGACGAACAUCCCGACUACUCCGACAACCACAUCCCCCACACAGAUGACGGUGGAGAUAGCAGCUCUCACCACGAAGCCACAGAUGAGGAUGUGUUCAGUGAUAAGAGCCCACGAAGCUCAAUGGGAUCAUAUGAUGGCAAUCCCGAGCCAAGCAAGAAGGCACACCGAGACUUGGACAACAUGAGCACUGCAACCCGCUCGCCUCGAGUCUCUGGCAUUUCUCAGUACGAGAAAGAUGACUUCAUUCCCACUACCAGGGAAACCCCGCGCCCACCUUUCCGAACCCCAUCAGACGUGCGCGCCAUGCAAAUGUCUUCACCGCCAGCGUCCGUGCUUGGCUCCCCCCGCUCAGCAAAGAGGCAAUUCCCCACCGUCUCUCGCCUCGGAACACCUAAUCCCACAACGCAGUACUCACCCAAGAGAAUGUCUACGCCUCAGCGUUUUAAGGGACGCAAGGAAGCACCUCUGGUGUUACUGCACGUCACUCUGCUGCCGCUGCGAUGGGUAUGGAGCGACCUCCUCAACACCGUGGACGCGAGUGAGAUGAGCGACCAAGCCAAGACGCUGCGGGAGUCGUGGAGGGUCUUACAAGAUCGUAUCGGCGACACCGUGAUCGAGCGAGGCAUAUUGCUAGGCCAUCCUCAGAAUGACUAUGAGGUUCUGGAGGAGCGCCUGCUGGAAGCCCUCGAGCUGCCCUUCCGUCGGCGGGCCCGCAUCCUCGAGUGUGGUCAUUACCUAGGUCCUUCCAAUGAGAUGGGCCAGGCCGAGGAAGAAGAGAGUGAAGAUGAGUGGAGUUCUGACAAGCCCCGAACCACCAAGAAACACCACUGGUGUGCUACGUGCAAGAACGAAAUCCGAUAUGACUCCCUGGGCCUGGGCAAGAUCUUCCGCGUGAAAGUCUACGCUAGCAACGGCCUGAUGCGAGCUGGCGCCUGGGCCGCAUGCUGGAAGGAGAUGGAGCGCGUGGACGUCGAGAUCGAGCCCCUAGUUGACCCCACGGUUCAGGAGGAGCUCGUGCGGCUUGCUGCCGCUCACCAGGAGGAAGUAAGCAUGGCCAAGGAAGCUGCUCAGAAGAUGGAGGAGGAACGUCUAAAGGUGGAAGAUGACCUGCAUUCUCGCGUCGAUGCUACCUCUCCCCGCCCAGGCCGCGAGUCCGUGAGGUCGCCUACUUCAGCCGAGGAACGGCGCUGGCGGGAUGAGGAGCGCAUGCGUGAGAUAUACGGGCACACACCGCCACCUUCAUCUCCACGGCCGCAUUCCCGGCACUCCCAAGCCGACGCAUACCGGCCCAACCCCUCCCCAAUCCCCCCCCAAUCACCUCGCAGCAGGCAGAACAACUACGGGCAAAAGGAACAACAACCACAACCAGCACCUUACCAGAACGCAUCACUAUCCGAGCUGAUGAAGCAAUCAAUCCGCGUGCUGAUGCAGGACCGGCGGAACGUGGUGAUCUUCACGCUGGGGAUGAUCGUGCUGCUGCUGGCGAUCCGCAACGCUCCGGCCUCUAACGAGAUGGUCUACGAGCCGGUGAUCCACCGCAUGCGGGACUCGCCCGUCCUCCGCCGCGCGCCCCAGCCCGUCGAGACGACGCCCAUCCAGCUGAACAACCUGCCCAUCGCCGACCCCUUCAAGACGGCGCCGAGUAGCUGCGACGGGCAGCUGCUGGAUGAGAAGACGGUUAGCGUGGAGGAGGCGAGGCACCGGGAGACGGUGGAUUUGGUGAACGAGUACACCGCCUAUGUGGUGGAGCCAAUUGAGGAUGGCGAGGCGGCGGCAAGUGAUGACGCGGCAAGCUCGUCUCUACCCGACGAGUCUGAAACGGAUUCCGCCACGGCCUCUCCCGAAACCGAGGCCGCCGCAAUCCCAGCAGAGAGCGAAGAGCAAGACCCCGAGUCCUCGACCCCCGCAGACGAGGCAUCCAAGCUCGACCUGCCCGCCAGCGAGGAGCCAGAAGCGCCUGUCGCGGAAGAGGCCGAACAGCCGGAAGCAAGCAACACCCUCGCGGGGUCGGAAACCGUGUCGACGGUGUACGAGCCGUGCCGGAUGCCGUACGACGAGACGGAGACGGAGUUCGUGACGGAGAAGAAGGUGGUGCGCGUCGUGCACACGGUGACGGAGACGGAGGUCGAGAUGGCGACGGAGACGGUCAAGCUCGCUGCGGCCACGAGCGCUGAGGAGCCGCCGUUUUUCACGUCGGUGGAUGCUGUUGAGGAGGAGAAGAACGAUGAUGAGCAGGAGAACAGGCACGAGGAGGAGGGAGAGGAGGAGGAGGAAGGGGACAGUGAGGGGCUUGAGGUCGAGGGGAGCCACUUAGCGCUAGAGAAGGAUUCCGCACCGGCCAUCCUCGCCUCCUUGGACCGAGAUACGCUAACGGAAAUGGGGUUGGAGCUGGAGACGGAAAUGGGAAUCGAAGACCUCCCUUCCGUCGACGCGGACGCCGAGAUCGCCGUCUAGUGCGAGUGUCGAGCCUCGCUUCCGCUGUCGUCGUCGAAGAAUGAUGUCUGAGAGAAAAAGUAACAAACAAACGAAAGAACGAAAGAAAGGAAAGUACAUAUGCCAAACAAACGGAACGGAGUCUGACGGUGUCAUGUUUUUAUGGUUUAUGUUUUAUGUUUUAUGCUUGUGUUUUUCGUGGUUUCGUUUUUCCCUCGUUUUUGAUGUUGAGCACUCGUUUCGUAAUGUGUUGCUGCGUUGCGUUAGCCAUUACCUACCUAUGUAGGCAGGCUUCUCUGCAUGGUGCGUGGCGGUGGGAGGUCAUCUGGCAUAAAGCUGAGUUGAGUUGAGAUUGUUGUGAUAGUUCCACGAUACCAAUAUAGCAAGCAAGCAAGCAAGCAGCUCUGAAUUGCGGAGGUGUACUAUGAUGGAAUGAGAGGGGGUUGGUGGAUGUUAAUGGAGAUAGAUGAAUGAACGUGGAAUGUGGUCGAGAUGAGAUGUGCUUGUACCUAGGCUUCGAGACUAUUUGCUGCUUGAUGUGUUGAUGUUGAUGUGAAGGGUUAAUACCUAGAGACGUAGAGACAUAAGAUGAUAUUUUAAGGGGCGUCGUCGUGACGGGUUGGUUAGACUGAUGAUGGGGUGUAGAAUACGUUAGGUCAAUCCCAUAAUAAUACAUCUAGCUGCUGCGGUAUAAGCUGAUAAUCAGAAUAAAUAUUCUCCUUUCACUAGUGACUGAGU
This is a messenger RNA of Hypoxylon fragiforme, 3925 nucleotides long. RefSeq lists its product as uncharacterized. The transcript has a single exon. The record is from RefSeq and is a predicted model, not a curated record. NCBI's taxonomy places the organism in Eukaryota, Fungi, Ascomycota, Sordariomycetes, Xylariales, Hypoxylaceae. Bases 425 to 3208 code for a protein of 927 amino acids.